This is a messenger RNA of Sorex fumeus (smoky shrew), 1032 nucleotides long. Its product is annotated as C-type lectin domain family 4 member A-like. The coding region runs from base 1 to 1032 and encodes 343 amino acids. The transcript is spliced from 8 exons. NCBI's taxonomy places the organism in Eukaryota, Metazoa, Chordata, Mammalia, Eulipotyphla, Soricidae. The record is from RefSeq and is a predicted model, not a curated record.
AUGUCAGCAGCAAAUAUUGCGUCAUCUCAAGCGGACACGCCCUGGGAACCCUCACCCCAUCCCCAAGCAGAACCUGGGCUCCCUCCUCAGGCGGGUCAGCAGCUUGCCCAGCAGUUGCAGCUGCAGACGCAAGAGUGUCUGGAGCAGAGGUACAGCCAGAUGCGUAGUCGGGUCAGCCUAGACACUGUGGACUGUGGGAGCUCCAUGGUGGGACCUGGUGCCAUCCUCCACCUCCAGGACGGCAACUGGAGGGUCCCCACAGUGGACAGCCUGUGUCCCCCAAGCUGGUGUGAAGAGAGCAGCGCGUCUCUCCUCAAUAUGACCACAGAGAUCACCUACGCUGAAGUGAGAUUCAAAAACGGAGCCCAGUCCUCGGACACCCCAUCACAGGCACCUGCAGCUACCAAAGAGGAGACCAGCCCUACCCAAAGUAACACUGGUUGCCUCAAACUACUACUUGCCGUAUUGUUGAUUCUUCUGCUGCUGACAAUCUCAUUUUUAAUCGCCUCUAUUAUUUUUUUCCAAAAAUAUUCUAACCUUGUUCAAGAGGAAAAGUUUACACAAGAAUUGACUCACACAGAGUUGGACUGUAAGAAAGAAAAGUUGACCCUGAACGGGAAAUCUUGGAGCUGCUGCCCGAAGAAUUGGAAGUCAUUUGAUUCAAGUUGCUACUUUAUUUCUUCUGAGAUAAGAAAUUGGACUGACAGUGAGAAGCACUGUGCAGAGAUGCGGGCGCAUCUGCUGGUGGUCGACAGCAAGGAGGAGCAGGACUUUAUUAUCAAAAAAUUGAAAAUGAAUCAGCAUUAUUAUUUGGGGCUGUCAGAUCUGAAGAAUGAGCACGUCUGGGAAUGGGUUAAUGAGACACCAUACAAUCAAAGUGCCACGUUCUGGCACAAAGAUGAACCCAGUGUUAACAAUGAACAUUGUGUUGUGUUAGAUUCUCAUUCCAUACGGCGCCAAUGGGGCUGGAAUAAUAUCCCUUGUUAUAAUUCUCAUCAAUCAAUUUGUGAGAUGUUGAAGAUCUACUUAUGA